Molecule: messenger RNA, 2156 nt
Organism: Neltuma alba
Lineage: Eukaryota; Viridiplantae; Streptophyta; Magnoliopsida; Fabales; Fabaceae
Product: probable LRR receptor-like serine/threonine-protein kinase At3g47570
Exons: 2
Coding region: 71-1981 (636 amino acids)
Biological process (GO): protein phosphorylation
Molecular function (GO): protein kinase activity; protein binding; ATP binding
Source: RefSeq, a predicted model, not a curated record
UGGCUUUUUUAGCUCGUUGUCAAAAUGUAGACAUUUGAAAACUCUAAUUCUCUCAAAGAAUCCAUUGCACAUGAAACUUCCCAACUCCAUUGGAAACUUAUCUGAUUCUUUACAGAUGCUGAUGAUCGACUUAUGCGGGAUUAAUGGUAACAUACCAUCAGAAAUUGGGUAUCUGUCCAACUUGUUUAAGAUAUCUUUUGCUGGAAAUGUUUUAAAUGGAUCAAUUCCAACAACAAUUAGCAACUUACAGGCUCUUCAGCAUUUGAAUCUUGCGGGUAAUGAGUUAGAUGGUUUCAUUGUAGAUGAGCUUUGUGAUAUUAGAAGGCUUGCAUAUUUAUAUCUAUCUCGAAACAAGCUUUCUGGAGCAAUGCCCCCUUGCUUAGGAAACCUUAUAUCCCUACAAGGACUUUACUUGGGCGGCAAUAAGUUGAGUUCCGAGAUACCUUCUUCCUUUUGGAACUUGACGGGUGUAUUGGAAGUAAACCUAUCUUCCAACAUGUUAGUUGGAAAUCUUUCAUUCAAGAUUAGGAACAUGAAAGCUCUCAUUCGAUUAGACUUGUCAAGAAAUAACAUUUCAGGCACCAUUCCAUCAACCAUAGGCAGCUUGCAGAAUUUGCAAAAUGUCUCCUUAGCAAAUAACAUAUUGCAAGGGACGAUUCCAGAAUCACUUGGGAAUUUGCUGAGCUUAGUAAAGCUAGACCUUUCCCAAAAUAAUUUGUCUGGUGAGAUUCCUAAAUCACUAGAGCCACUUACAUCCCUUAAGUAUGUUAAUCUCUCUUAUAACAGACUACAAGGUGAGAUUCCUAGUGGUGGGGUCUUCAACGAUUUGACGGCUGAAUCUUUCAUGAUGAAUAAAGCACUUUGUGGUGAGCCAAAAAUGCAAGUUCCUCCAUGCAGAAAAGAACAAAGAAAGAGGUCAAAGGCAAAAUGGAUUUUGUUGAAAUACAUACUACCCCUGGUUUUGUCAGCAAUUUUAGUCCUUUCAGGCAUUGUCCUCUUUCAGCGUAAACGAAUGAAUUCUAGGCAUACCAUAAUGAAACAAGAUUUAUCAACUUUAGGAAUGCCAAGAAGGAUUUCGUAUUUUGAAAUUUUGGAUGCAACCAACAGAUUUGAUGAGAGUAACUUAUUAGGAAGUGGAAGUUUUGGUUCUGUAUUCAAAGGAAGGCUUUCAAAUGGAAUAAUAGUUGCUUUUAAAAUAUUCAAUUUUGAUUCAGAAGCUAUGUCAAAGAGCUUUGAAGUGGAAUGUGACACACUGCGUAAUGUGCGUCACCGCAAUUUGGUGAAGAUCAUUAGUAGUUGUUCCAGUGAUGACUUCAAGUGUUUGAUAAUGGAGUUCAUUCCCAAUGGGAGCCUUGAAAAAUGGUUAUAUUCUCAUAACUAUUGUUUGGAUUUUCUGCAACGGUUAAAUAUAAUGAUAAACAUCGCAUCUGCUUUGGAAUAUAUCCAUCACGGCUUGUCAACACCGAUAGUCCACUGUGAUUUGAAACCAAGCAAUAUUUUGUUGGAUGAUGACAUGGUUGCUCAUGUUAGUGACUUUGGAAUUGCAAAAUUUUUAGAUGAAGGGAAAUCUAAGACACUCACAGAGACAAUACCUACAAUUGGUUAUGUUGCCCCCGAAUAUGGGUCUCUUGGAAUUGUUUCAACAAAAGUUGAUGUGUACAGCUUCGGAAUAAUAUUAAUAGAAGUAUUCACAAGAAAGAGGCCAACAGAAGAUAUGUUUGUGGGUGGAUUGGACUUGAAGAGCUGGGUAAGUGAAUCAAUGUCUCAUUCACUAACUCAAGUCAUAGAUUCCAAUUUAUUACAAGACGAUGAUGAACAAUAUAUUGCUAAUAUUUUGACAACUGCAUCCACUAUUCUUGAGUUGGCCCUGAACUGUUGUGCCAAUUUUUCACAAAGGCGUUGCAAUAUGUCAGAGGUUGUGGUAUCAUUAAACAAGAUCAAGGACAUGUUUAUUCAAACAUGUUAUUUAAAGAAAUAUUGAACCUAUUUGUAAUUAGUUUGUGUUAUUGUCUAUCUCUCAUAUUUAGAAAAUGUUGGAUGCAAUACCCAGUGAGAAAUUAAUGAAGAUACACUGAAGACAAAUAUAUGGGCUGUAAAUUUAAUUUAUUGUUUUCGAGGAUGAGCUAUAAUAUAUGGAUUAUGAGCAUUUUGAUCAA